Entrophospora candida is the source of this 798-nucleotide messenger RNA. The record is from the annotation of a GenBank genome assembly. Lineage: Eukaryota; Fungi; Glomeromycota; Glomeromycetes; Entrophosporales; Entrophosporaceae.
AUGUCUGUAUUCGCAUUAGAACAAAAAGUUGCCAUUAAUGCAGUCUUACGUGCUAGUAAGGUUUGCCAAAAGGUAUUUAAACAACUUGUUAAUUCCGAAACAAUAAUUAAAAAAGACAAGUCGCCAGUAACUAUCGCGGAUUAUAGUGCACAAGCAGUGGUGAAUGCAACUUUAUUUAAUACAUUUCCAAAUGAUCCUAUUGUUGGUGAAGAAGAUUCAGGAGAAUUGCAUGGUAAUGAUGCAUCAGUAAAAGAAUUACGCAAAAGAAUAUUAAAUCUGACAAAUUCGGUGUUGGAUGAUCCAUUAGACGAAAAAAAGCUUUUGGAUGCUAUUGAUAGAGGUUCAUAUCCUGGAGGAGCAAAAGGAAGAUUCCUUAGAGGCGAACAAUUUGCGGUUUGUUUAGCAUUAGUCGUAGAUGGUAAAGUUCAGUUAGGAGUUAUUGGGUGUCCAAAUUUACCAAUAGAUUUCACAAGACCUGAGAGCGAAAGAGGUUGUAUCUUUGUUGCUUUGAGAGGCCAUGGUGCUUUUCAGGGUAAUUUUUCAUCAACAGAAAUAUCACAGAUGUCAAAGAUUCAUAUGAGAAAUAUUGACAAUAUAUCAGAAGCAUCAUUUUGUGAAUCAGUUGAGGCAGCACAUUCUUCACAAAAUGACUCUGCAAAAAUAGCAUCAAUGCUUGGAAUUACUAAAUCACCUGUUAGAAUAGAUAGUCAAACAAAAUAUGCUGUGGUUUCUAGAGGUGAUGCUGACAUAUAUUUACGUUUACCCGUUAAUGAGGAUUAUCAAGAAAAUAUUUGGUAG